AUGAGCAGUCUGGCAGCACUGAAAGCAUUGACUGAGAAGAAAAGAAAGGAAACAGAGUUGGCAAAGGAAAGCAAAGCGGGUGGUGAUGCUGGUGGCGGUGCUCCAACAAAGAAAUACAAGACUAGAGGUGAAAUAGAGAAAGAGGCUCAGAAGAAGAAGGAGGAGGAAAAGUUGGCAAAGCAAAGGGAGUUGGAUGAAAAGAAAAGCAAACAAGAUGAGGAACAGAGGAGACAAAAUGGACAGUCAUCGGGCAAUGGCGAACAAAGCACUGUCACCAGUUUGUCAAACAAAAGUAUCAAUUCGAACUCUUCAGAGUCAAGUGAACCUGAACCAUUCUUGCCAAAGAAUCAAGUCAUACUAAGACUGAGACUGAGAGGACACCCAAUAACAUUCUUUGGUGAGACUGAUUAUAUACGAGCGGAACGACUGCGAUUGCUGGAGGAGAAUGAACCAAUAGAGUAUGGUACUCAGGGCGAAAAUGAGUUUGCUAGAUACAUGAAGCAGAUCGAUAAUGAUCUUAAAAGUGGCGACAAAUCUGAGGAUGCAAAGAAUAAGAAGAAGAAAAGCGAAGUGCCCGAGGAAUCAGAGGAGCAGCUAAAGAUCGAGGCCACCAAGUCAAAGUUUGGUACAAUCUACUACUUCCUCUGGAAGCUGCUCAAGGAGUGGGAGGAAUCAAUUGAAAUGCAGCCAGAUGAGGAAAGGAUGAGUCGACAGGGCAAGGAGAAGUUUGCCACUUUUCUCCAGUGCUCUGCUCACAUCAAGCCACUGUUUGAUCAUCUAAAGGCAAAGACGUUGCCCGCUGAUAUCUUGGAGCACAUCCACAAGAUAGUACAGUUUUGUAAAGAGAGGGAGUACAUCAGAGCUCACGAUCAGUACCUCCAGAUGGCCAUCGGAAAUGCCCCUUGGCCAAUGGGUGUAACAAUGGUUGGUAUCCAUGAGCGUUCAUCAAGAGAGAAGAUUUCCUCCAAUCAAGUAGCUCAUGUACUUAAUGAUGAAACACAAAGGAAAUAUAUACAAGCCGUCAAGAGACUGACUACAUUCUGUCAGAUUAAAUACCCAACCAAUCCUUCCAAAUGCGUUGGCUAA
Acytostelium subglobosum LB1 is the source of this 1086-nucleotide messenger RNA. RefSeq lists its product as hypothetical. Gene Ontology annotation, cellular component: U5 snRNP; U2-type post-spliceosomal complex; U4/U6 x U5 tri-snRNP complex. The record is from RefSeq and is a predicted model, not a curated record. Bases 1 to 1086 code for a protein of 361 amino acids. Gene Ontology annotation, biological process: RNA splicing; generation of catalytic spliceosome for second transesterification step. NCBI's taxonomy places the organism in Eukaryota, Evosea, Eumycetozoa, Acytosteliales, Acytosteliaceae. The transcript is spliced from 4 exons.